UACCGUACCAAUGAAUUGGAAUAAAUUUUUUUCCCGUACAUCAGAUCAGAGAAAUAAUGAAAAUGAGAAUGAAACGGAAACGGAUGAUGAUAAGGACAUCACUGAUAGCAAUGUAACUGGAUCUACCGAUAAAUAUUCACAUUUUCUAGGAACGCAUUUUGAAAAAUUUUCGCAUAGUGGCUUAUUGCAACGAUUUAUUCAAGUGACUUUUUUGAUAAUUAAUAUUGUAACAUUUCUUGCAGGCAUUGUUGGCAUUGUAACCUCUACAUGGAUUUUCACAGAUAGUAGGAUAAUGUUAAGAUUGAUAGAUCAACACUUUUUUAUUACAAUAUUAUUAUUUAUAAGUUUAAUUGCCUCAUUAGUGUCAUUAUUGGGAAUUCUUGGUUUACUUCGAAGAAGAAGAAAAUUCUUGAACAUUUAUGGUAUUUGUUAUUCGAUAUUUCUAUGCAUUAUAUUUAUCAGCGCUAUAAUGAGUUUUUGGAUUUUCGAAAAAAUUACAAAAAGAAUUCAGGACGACAUGAGCGCCGCCAUAGAAAACUAUCAUUCUUCAUCCUUGAGUAGAGAAGCUUGGGACAAUACCCACAGAUAUUUAAAGUGUUGUGGAAUAAAAUCCGCAAAGGACUGGACCAAGUAUCGUGUUGAUAUUCCGAAGAGUUGUUGUCUCGGAUCUAUCGAAGAAUGUUUACAAAUGACGGAAGCGGUAUCUUAUAAAUCAGGAUGCUUGAAAAACGCUGUGUUAUUACUCAAGUCUCAUAUGCACACGAUUAGUAUGUCCGUGCUGUUGAUUUUUAUAACUACAUUAAUGAGUUUUCUUCUCGCACUCUGUGUACUUGCUAAAAUGAAGAGAGAAGACUGAAGUUCCAAAUCAAAAACAUCAGAACAUACGCAAAACGAUAUUUUAUUCGGAAUGAGACGAAGGUGAACGAGGAUCAAUGACUGUAGAUGAGAGAAUAACAAACUAUAAAACGUUUUCCCGCUUUUAUUAUCAUAUAUAGAUCAUAUAUUUUCUGAAAACACUUAAUAUAUUGUACUUAUGAUAGUAAUAUUGUAAUUGUUACUGGACAUGCUGGUUGGGUUUUCGCGACACACGUGUACGACAGCGGAAUUUGUUUCGAAAAAAAUUUUCUUUCUUGUCUCUCUCUAAUAAAUGGAACCAUCGAUCGAUGGAUGGCAGUUCGAGAUGGCAGUCGUUGAGAAUUUUUUUUUCAUCGCGCGAUACAGAUGAAUAAAAUACGUUUAUAAAAAUUGUCUGACCAUCGUUCGCUUUCAUCCUCGAAAAUGGGCUUUUGUAUUGCACGCCGAAUUUAUCGAAAUUCACGAAAUUGAUCGUAAUAUUAAUAACAGUA
Apis florea (little honeybee) is the source of this 1346-nucleotide messenger RNA. RefSeq lists its product as uncharacterized. NCBI's taxonomy places the organism in Eukaryota, Metazoa, Arthropoda, Insecta, Hymenoptera, Apidae. Gene Ontology annotation, cellular component: membrane. The record is from RefSeq and is a predicted model, not a curated record.